Messenger RNA from Varroa destructor (honeybee mite), 5064 nucleotides. RefSeq names its product dual specificity protein phosphatase 3-like. Gene Ontology annotation, molecular function: MAP kinase phosphatase activity; protein tyrosine/serine/threonine phosphatase activity. The record is from RefSeq and is a predicted model, not a curated record. Gene Ontology annotation, biological process: negative regulation of MAPK cascade; protein dephosphorylation. Gene Ontology annotation, cellular component: cytoplasm. NCBI's taxonomy places the organism in Eukaryota, Metazoa, Arthropoda, Arachnida, Mesostigmata, Varroidae.
CUUCUUUUAGCCCACACAGCUUCGCACCGCAGUACUGCCCGAUAACCCUGCUCUCAUGCUAUGCCGUUUUAGUCGGGACAGAAUUAGCAAAAAUGGGGGAGAGGGGGGUAAGAAAAUAGGGUUGUCAUGGAGAAAAGGAGCGAGAGGGAAGUGACUUAGGCUUUCUGUUGAGGAAGGCCCUGCUCUGCGCUUUGGUGGUCGGUAAGGCUGUCUGCCGCUGUUACCAUCGCCUCCGUUAUAAGGAAAAGUAACUACCGUUGCUUGCUUGCCUAUUUGCGUGGCUGCCUGCUUGGAUGGCCGCCGCCUAAGGCUUGUGACGUUCCGUCUGCCUGCUUUGUGUGUAUCUCCUGUGAUUUCCUGUUCACCGAUCUACUUGUCUGGUGGGGUUUCGUUAGCGCCGUUGCGGUCUAGCCCCGGCAGCUCCCUUCGGCUGUCCUGCCUGAAUCUGUCCUCGUUGUCAGGUGCUUGGCCUGCGAGAGCAAGCGGCGCAAUGAGGCCGCUGGGCGCAGCGGUUGGGCUUUUCUCUUCGUGGCCCGUUCAUUGCCAACGUUUCUGCCGACGCUGGACGGCGAUGUGACACUGAAAGCGGAACGAUACACGCAGGAGGACGACGACGGUGACGAGGUGGUGGUUGGCAGAUACCGGCGUCCGUUAAAGGGUAGAAGCAGAAGUAACAGCUUCCGGUGUGAUGAGUCCGAGGUGGAGACGGGAAGAUAUCAAGUGGACAAUGGCGACGAUAGUGGGGAGUCAGAAGUAGGACAGUAAAAGUUGCUUAUGUGUCUCUUGUGCUGCUCAAUCUGUGCUUAUACCUGUCUGUCUUCUGUAGGAAGAGAAGCGACCGCACAAUAGUACAAUAAUAACAGAAGCAGCUCGUAUUGGAAAUAAAACGGGCAACAAAAAUCUCUCCAAGUGACAAACCGUCAAUAGGAACAGAUGAAGAAGAAUAUCGUCGCAGCCUAAACUUUUACCGACGAUAAAGGUGAAGAUCGAAAAUAAGGACUAUUACUAGCAGCAGAAAACCGUACUUUUUUAGAAAUCUAACAGAACCAAAAAAAACAAUUUUUGAUUGAAAUGUUUUCAUAACGUGUGAUUCUGUUCGCAUGAUGAGAAUGUAAUAAACUAUUUGACGUGACGCACCGUAGGAGCACACACGGAGGCAGCAUUACGGAUUCCUGAAGAAUGAGUUCCAGUCGAUCAAGCUGUUGUAGAUCCAUAUCGCUGUAGGCGUUUUCCAGUGCCUUCUAUUAUUGCCACGCAGCAAGAAGGGUUUAGGAGCAGUUCCGAUAUGCGGAGGGAUGCGGAACUAGAUACAAUACACUCCAUAUUGUGGGCUAACCAUCUCAAGCAACGCUGACUAACAAACCUAAACGGGCUGUAAGUCGACACAGGCCGGACAACCGAACCACUCGCAAAGAAGCUUCUCAUUCUGGGGAUAAGACUGUUAAGGAGGGAAUUAUCGAACGAAGAGCUUCCAUUUGCCCCGACAACGUUGCUCUUAACAGCUAGAAAUCCUGGAAUCGUGCGGCGUGAAGAUUACGCGAGCAAAGAGCGUGGCCGCAAGCGAACACCGCUGCAAGCCAUUGCUUCCGCUGCUACUGCUGCUGCUGCUGCUGCUCUUGCUACCUGGGGAGUUGCCUGCUUAAGACAACUCAAAACCCAACAGUGGCCCUCGAUAGCAAAACGCGCAAAAAAUGGGUAGUUGUGCUACCUGUAUUGAGACGCAGCCCGUCAACAGCUGAAAUCGUCUGCUAGACAACAGUAUCUCAGAAAGUCAUUAACCGCCGUUGGUCUCCACGUACAUACAAAUACACAUACAUACAUGCGCACUUAGAGAGAAACAGAGACGCGGUCGGGCCCGCAUGCAAACAGAAUAGGUAUAUUUUGCUGCAUCAAGUCUGCUCCUGCUGCUUCACAACGUAACCCAAGACCGACCGAUACCGGCAAACAGACACAACGUAAAAACAGAGCAUAACGGAAGAUCACACAGUUACACAGAUAGCUGUGAGCCCUACUCAUUACUUCUGGUUAGUGUAACAGCAAAUCCGUAAAUCACGCGCUUUACACAGGUAGCGUGAAGGGCGAAAGUGUUUAAAGUGGAGCAGAAGUGUAGGCGUUGAAUAAGCAAACUCGCCAACGUAAUACUAUUAAUACAUAGUACGAAGGCAAGGACGACGGGUCGACAAAAGAGAAGACUUCAAAGCAAACGUGAGAAAAGACAGUGUCUUUUUUUAAGACUUUUAGACACAUAGUGAGACUCGUUACCUGAUUUUCGUGACAGGAGAAAGACAGCGCAACUGAAAGAGAUCAAAAAUUGAAGAUAAAAAAUUACAAUAAAAAUAGUAUAGUCAACGAGUGAAGGCACUGGAAUAUACAGACCAAGCCAAGACUAGUGGCCACCAGCCAAGUGAACAUUGAUACACAUAGGCUGAGAUAUAGCAAGAUGAGGGCUUUGCAACAAAUCCUCAACGAGGUAAAACCUCCUUCAACUCGCUUGGCGGGUAUCGAAUUCCUGGAAAAGUUAACAGGAAUCGCUGCCAAGGCUGAUGGCAGGGACCGAUACUUAUUCGGUGUGGAUCUUGACGAGGUCUAUACGGGCGUAUUCAUCGGAGACGAAGGGGCGGCUCGAAAUGUCGAGUACCUCAAAUAUCUAGGAGUAACCCAUGUCCUUAACGCGGCCGAAGGCUUCGGUUUUGGACAGGUGUCAACAUCCGAGGAGUUUUAUAGGCCGCACGGGUUACGGUAUAAGGGCUUGGUACUCGAAGACGUCGCCCACACUGAUAUGAUUUCACAGUUUGAGCCUGCGUCAGAGUUUAUCGAUUCCGCACUACAGAACAAUGGAAAGGUCCUUGUGCACUGCUUAAUGGGCAUGUCCCGCUCGGCGACGCUAACAAUUGGCUUCCUAAUGCUACGUCGAAACAUGACCGUUGAACAAGCUUUGACCACCGUACGGGAGCGUCGCGUCGUACGGCCGAAUAACGGGUUCCUGCAUCAGCUGAUUCAACUGGAUACUCGAAUCCGUAGUGAACAACAGGCCUCUCUGUGAAGGUAGCAGAGCAUAUUCGCAUAGAUGGAAAAGGGCAAAUUCAAUAACCAUUGCUUUGAUUACUCUCAACAGCAUCACGGCGGUAGCUUAUAGAACGAACUGAUACCUGAAAGCAAAAGAUCACGUUUCCUUCGGAGAAACCAAGCGCUAAUUUAUUAGAUGUCACUUAUGUUCCUGGCAAUCAUUCGAGACGGAUCGAGCAGUUCGGAGGACCAAGUACACAGUAUGCCGGACAAAAAACAAAAAGUAAAUUGGAAGGAAAAACUAUCGAGAGGGAUGAAAUCCAGAUAAAGACCACAGUGCCCAACUGCCAGGGAGGCGCCAUAAACGAUGUGGGUAAAUGGCGGUGCAUCGUUGAUUGAAUGUAGAAAUGAACGCAAUAAAUGACGCCCAAAUUACUGUUAAAUUGCUAUUUUACUAUAGACAUAUAAUAGAUAAUAAUAUAAAACGAUUAUGGCAGUAGACAGCACCAAAGCAGCUGUGUUUUCCGUAAAAACUCGUAGGCGAAAACGGUGAAAGACAUCACAUUGGAAAAAAAUUACAACGAAUAUGGGAGAGAACAGACCAUUCUGGAGCUUCUGGAGGAUAUUCCAGAGUUUUGCGUUUUCGUUUUUAAAUAACGCCCUUUAGGAUGUGCCAGAACAGCAGGACAAAUUUAUUGUUGUGUACACUUCACUUAGGCCGUACUAAAAUUUGAAGGAAGUUGAUAUUCUGUAUAUAUUCCCAGCAAGUAUGUUGUGAACAACACAGAGCGAUCGUUUUUUUGUAAACAUAUCUCACGCUGCGUAACUUUCCUAUCAAUAUCUCUAUAAGUAAACGAAAAUAGUGCGUUAUUUUGACUUCGAGAUGACCAUACUUCAAUGAAAGUUCCCGGGCGCUUAAGAAGGUCAAGGCGUGGCGGGUCUCACCAACCGCCUCGAGCACUGUGGUGGUCUUGUGAACCAUAGCCUUGGGUGUUUUCUUCCUUAUCUGCCUCUGUCGACAGCAAAUAGAUAUUAUCAUUGACAGAUAGACUAGAGUCAGAGCGGAACGAAGUUAUCCCAGUUGUAGAGAAAUCGGCGACCGAACUCACCGACUGAUCUGAUGGGGGCAGAAGAUAUAUGUUGUGUAUUAUCCAUAUCGUGUCCCCAACACGGAACAAACAGACGACUGCCUGGAAGCACGACCUUAGUGAAAAGCUUAUACGUAAUAGUAGGCUGAUGCUUCACUUAAUAACGAAGCAGUUCAGAUUUAAGGUUACAUGUUGCCGUUAGCUACAGACAAAAAUGAAAAUCGGUCGCUUCCGAUGCCGACCGACAGAUGUCGCUUGCUGGCCAUCGUCUCUUGCCCGUUCCAUCAUGUUUCGAACAAGUAAGAAUUUUCACUAAAGCAAGAUUACCUUCUGAGGCUGGACCCGUUCAAAUAAAUUAUAAAACUAGUCCGAUAACAGGGCUCCCACUACGUAUAAUGACUAUCGUGACAACCGUACACGCAUCUGAUAGCAACAAGUACUUAGAGCAGCAACAGAGACUACACACUGGAGGCCUUCCCCUCGUGUUCGCGUACUCUCUUCAGAUGGACAUCUUUUGUCUACACAUCUCGACUUCACUACAGACCUCAAUGACUACAGGAACUUACGUGUAUAUAUUUGGUAGCAUCGUUUCAGUCCCGUCCUUUCAGUUCACUUGAACGUAAUUUUUUUGUUUCUAAACUUUUCUUUUUUUUUCUAUCAUUCGUUUCUAGCAUUCAAAAGGGUCCAGCACUCACGGAGCGUCCCGUGCCAAUAUUCUAGAGUUAUAUAAUUAAGCUAACAUUAUACAAGUAUUUUUAUACCAACAACAGUAACAAACAAUAAUUAAUAAAUGAAAUAUCAAGACCGACCAACAAAAUUGCAAAUCGAUUAUAUACUAUUACACAUAGAACAAUGACAAUGAUAUGCCAAAUGGCAGAAAAUGACAAACGCCCAACAACAAAGCCCUAUCACUGCUCGUACCUUAAUCAUUUAUGAGGAAACUACCAGUAAGAGUUGUAUGGAUAGCUAA